Rubroshorea leprosula is the source of this 938-nucleotide messenger RNA. Lineage: Eukaryota; Viridiplantae; Streptophyta; Magnoliopsida; Malvales; Dipterocarpaceae. The record is from the annotation of a GenBank genome assembly.
UGAGCCUUUUGUCUAGGUUUAUGCAUUCUCCCAGUGAAAUACACUUCAAGGCAGCCAAGAGGAUCCUAAGGUAUGUGAAGGGAACAACUGAUUUUGGUGUUCUUUAUAAAAGGUCAACAAAUGUGAAGCUAAUUGGAUUUACAAAUAGUGAUUGGGCUGGUUUAGAGGAAGACAUGAAGAGUACCUCAGGACAGUGUUUUUCUAUUGGUUCAGGGGUGAUUAGUUGGAGUUCUAAGAAGCAAGACUUAGUUGCCAAGUCAACAGCAGAAGCUGAGUACAUUGUUACUUCUCUUGCUGCAGAUCAAGCUGUGUGGUUUAGGAAACUGAUGAAUGAUUUAAAACAACCUCAGAUACAUCCUACUGAGUUGUUUUGUGAUAAUUUAUCUGCUGUUGCAAUUGUUAAGAAUCCUAUUCUUCAUGAUGACCAGAUUGCUGAUAUAUUCACUAAAGGAUUGCACAAGUUCAGAUUUGAGACACUAAGAGACAAGCUUGGGAUGAGCAGCAUUAGUGUCAAGGAGGAGUAUCUUGAAGCAAAGAAGAAAAAGCAUAAGAAAGCUAAAACAGAGGAGAACAUGGAUUUCCCUGGAAGAGAGCAGGUGAAAUUUGGAGAAGUGGUUGAAGCUCCACCAAAGUUGGUUGCAGUUCCUAAGAUAAUCAUAGCAUUCAAGAUGAAGACUGCACAAGAUGCUUCAAAGGAGAGGCUUCGCUUGCAGGCCAUCGAAGCAUACAGGAAUCGUAAAGGAUGGACCUCAAGACCAGGGGCAGUUGAGCUUCCUCCAGCCUUGGCCUCAUGAUAAACGUUGUAAAUUGAUUCUGCUUCAAGCAAAUACAUUAAUUGCCAACUUCUAUGGUGAACGUCAUUCAUUGCUGGCAGUGUAUUCUCAAUUUUGUUAUUUUGAUGGACUUAAAGAGAAUGAUGCCAAUGAUUCUGUUGACUC